AUGUCAUCACGAAUUCUUAAGACUGUUCUUCUCACGGAAGUAGAAAGAUCCAUUUCCAGUGAUGUUAUAGAUCGCAUCGUUGGCAUUGCCACUCUUUGUCAACAAGAUCUAUCAAAAACAAAAACAUUGAAGACAGCAUUUGCUAUACCAGACAAACUAUCUCGAGAGGACUUCUUGUGUGCAUUAUGCUGCAAACUCAUCUUUGAGCCCACAACUACUCCCUGCGGUCACACCUUUUGUUGUUCUUGUCUCAAUCGAUCACUUGACCAUCGCCCUACUUGUCCUGCUUGCAGGACAUCGUUGACAGAUUAUUUGGCUGAUGUUGUUAAGAAGACUCAUGAACAACCCAGCACUGAUGCUUUGAGGUUGCCUGAGACUACUGCUCUGAAGUUGAUCAUUCAACAUUAUUUUAGUGAGAAGUAUGAAGUACGUCGAAAACAGACAUCUGAUGAGCUACAACAAGUUGCCGGGGUUGCUGCUGAGCAGGAAGUUAUUGAUGAAGCGAGUCUUCCUAUAUUUGUCUGUACCGCUGCAUUUCCAACAGUUUGGUGCCCUUUACAUAUAUUUGAGCCUCGUUAUCGCCUGAUGAUCCGACGCUGUAUUGAAUCUGGUAGUCUACAGUUUGGAAUGUGUGAACCAGCAGAGGGUGAACCAUUUGCAGAUGUUGGAACAGUACUGAACAUUCGUAAGAUUGAGUUUCUGUCUGAUGGACGAUCUGUGAUUGACACCAUCGGUGGAAGGAGAUUUCGGGUUAUUAGUCGUGGCAUAACAGAUGGUUACAACAGAGCUAUUGUUCAGUAUAUUUCUGACAACAGGGUAACUAAUAGUCAAGAAAAAGAAGAGCUGAAAGUGCUUUGCAAUGAGGUGUAUGCUGCAACCCAAAUAUGGUUUGCAUCAUUACCUGCUCUCUUGAAGGACAGGGUUGUUCGCUCACGAGGAAUGGUACCAGAAUUUAGUGCAAUAGAAGACCCUGGCGCAGUUAUUGACGGUCCUGAUUGGGUUUGGUGGGUCUUUGGUGUGUUUCAAGGACAGUUUGAUGCAUCUCGAGUGCUGGGAAGUUCAUCUUUAGGAGAACGUUUGAGGAUUUUACGACAAGUAAUAGAUGAAGAGAGAAGAUUACGCACUGCACAGUUGUGUAGACCUCAGUGAAUGCCUGUUCAUUACUGAAGUCAACUCAAAUAUCAGUCCUAUGUCUAGAAUAUUUAAGACGGGUACACUCUAUAUAGCUUUCCAUACAGCAAAUGGUACUUGUAUAUAAUUACCCCUUUAGAGGCACUUUUAAGGAAUUGGUUCCUAGGCAAAGUGAAUCAGUUCACAAAACAGAUUGUAGCUACUAACGUUGACGUUGUAGCCUUGUUUAUUGUUGUGAUGAGCGUUUCAUGCAUGCACACGUGGUCAUGUGCAUGCUUUGAUUGCGUAAUACGGUCUAGUCUGGGAAGCCGGGUACACUACCACUAGUCUACAGUGCUUGCUGUAUUAUGAAGUUGUUACCGGUAUGAGUGAUAUAUUCUACGUGAUCACGUAAAGCUUGUCAAACUCGUAGCUGCAGGACUCUCAGUGGCUUGGUAUUACGAGAUAUCGUGUGCAGUGUUCUCUGGGUUUCCAUAGCACAUACGGGUGUGCAGUUGAGCCUGACUGAUUCCGUGACAAUUUCGACAGCGAAGCCGAGGAAGUCUGGGCAAAGACGGAAGACAAAUAUAGAGGGAAAGCUCACUAACGAGCCGUUGAAGUCUUCUACAGGCGUCGACCCUGAAGGAAAUUUUCAACUCUACAAAUUUCUCGACGCUAAUAUGUCCAACUAAUGAGCCUAGUGAUGAACUGAUUUCAUUUGCUUGAUUACAAGUGUUCUAACUACAGGGGGCCGGGGGCCGGGGGCCAGAAGCAAACAAACACUGGUACGGCCUAACGUGCGCUAAAGGGUGUGGCUACUCACGUGAUUCGAUAAACUCGUAGGUUUGAAUUGUCGUGACAUCUGUCAUGACUGGUCAACACAGUCAAGACGUGACAAGACAAGACCUUUCAAGCAUUAACUAGAGCUUAACAAGUAUUAACAUGAACUGGGCUGCUGAUAAGAAGAAAUAUAUUAAUUAUUUAAUUAGCGAUAUCA
This is a messenger RNA of Corticium candelabrum, 2107 nucleotides long. RefSeq names its product LON peptidase N-terminal domain and RING finger protein 1-like. The record is from RefSeq and is a predicted model, not a curated record. Bases 1 to 1149 code for a protein of 382 amino acids. Lineage: Eukaryota; Metazoa; Porifera; Homoscleromorpha; Homosclerophorida; Plakinidae. The transcript has 13 exons. Gene Ontology annotation, molecular function: ubiquitin protein ligase activity.